UCCCUGGAUUCUCUAGGGCUGGUUCAUUACCUUGGAAUACUCCUGUGACAGGAGGCGCUAGCAAAACCCGCCUCCAGCCCCCCAGCGGCAAAUAAAUAGAAGGCGCCCAGCCCAGAAGCCAGGAGAAGUUUCUAGGGGAGUGUCUCUGAGGCUUAUUAGGCUCUGGCUCCACUCUCGACCUCCGCAGUUCUGGCUGGGAGCCUGGACAGCCCGGGAAGACGGUGGCUUGCUGAUCUCUGGUGAGGUGGAACAGAGAGAGGCCCUCUUGGAUCCAGCUUGCGGGUGUCACCUUUGGGGGCCAGGACCCCAGCCUGGUGAGCACAGCUGUUCUUGGCAGUGAAUGGUUCUGCUUCUCUGUGACAGAAGAUCAAUAUUUUUCUGAAGCUGAAAACUAAGCUCGGAAAGCCACCCAAUCCGCCCCGCUGUGCCGCGUGCGUGACCUUGGCUAGGUGGCUCCCUCUCUCUUAGCCUCUGUUUCCCCUGUGAGUUCAGCAUUCACCAUGGCUGAUGGUCAGAUGCCUUUCUCCUGCCACUACCCAAGCCGGCUGCGCAGAGACCCCUUCAGGGACUCGCCCCUCUCUUCCCGCCUGCUGGAUGAUGGCUUUGGCAUGGACCCCUUCCCUGACGACUUGACCGCCUCUUGGCCUGACUGGGCUUUGCCUCGACUCCCCUCAGCCUGGCCGGGAACCCUGAGGUCCGGCAUGGUGCCCAGGGGUCCCACUGCCACAGCCAGGUUUGGGGUACCUGCUGAGGGCAGGAACCCCCCACCCUUCCCUGGAGAGCCCUGGAAAGUUUGCGUCAAUGUGCACAGCUUCAAGCCGGAGGAGCUGAUGGUGAAGACCAAGGACGGAUAUGUGGAGGUGUCCGGGAAACAUGAAGAGAAGCAGCAGGAAGGAGGUAUUGUUUCCAAGAACUUCACAAAGAAAAUCCAGCUUCCUGCAGAGGUGGAUCCUGCAACGGUGUUUGCCUCACUUUCCCCAGAGGGGCUGCUGAUCAUCGAAGCUCCCCAGGUGCCCCCUUACUCAUCAUUUGGAGAGAGCGCCUUCAACAACGAGCUUCCCCAGGACACCCAGGAAGUGACCUGUACCUGAGACCCCUGCCUUGGCCCACCCUCCUUUCCUCCCCAACCCCAGGGCUUCUCUGAUUCCAGGGUACAUGACUUUAGCUGAACUCAGAUGUAGUGCAACUAAAAUGCUGAGGAAUAGGGGGGAAGGGAAAAAUGACCACAGAUUCCCUGGAUAACAUAGUAGUAGAUUUCUCCACGGGAUGACGCAAUCAGCAAAGCCAUGCUUGUUGCGUUAGGUCAGAGUACUGGCUUUUCUUUCUUUAUCUUUUCUAUCUUGAUGAAAACAUUGCACAUUCUAGAAUUGCAAAACAAAGAGAUGGGGACUUAACAUUUCAUGUGGUAUCUUCCCUUGCAGGUAAUGCAAGGGUUAUUUUUCUCUGGGGACCUCCCCAUUACCCAAUCCCUGCCUCGGGCUCCCUGUUCCCAUGACUACCUUACAGUUCCAUCACUGGAGCCCUUUGCCCAACCCAGUGUAUUUUUACAUCCCUGGCUUACAAAAGGUAAUAGACAGGUUCUUGUAGUUCCUUAUGGGAUUUAUCCACCAACCAUAUAAAAAUAAACACUGCCUUCUGCCCUCUGCCCAAAUGUUUACAGUGUGUCCCCAGGGUUCUCAAACUGGCACUCCCCAAACCCCUCAGUUAAUUCCCUGGCUGAGGUCCCCACCAGCUUGUGUCUGCUUUGUCCAAGUCAGGACUUUUACAGAAGGGGAUGUUUCUCAGUAACCCUGCCAAGAACCAAGCCAAGGCCAGGCAGCCUGGCAGACAAGCUAGUGGUAUUGUGUAUAUGGGUGUGGGACAUUUGUGUCAUUGUUGUUUGAGUUGUGCUGUUGUUUUGGGGGAACAUAGUAAAUAAUAAUUAGUAACAAUAAUAAAGGAGCUGAUGUUCUUA
This is a messenger RNA of Octodon degus (degu), 1954 nucleotides long. It is a transcript of the gene Hspb8, whose product is annotated as heat shock protein family B (small) member 8. The transcript is spliced from 3 exons. Lineage: Eukaryota; Metazoa; Chordata; Mammalia; Rodentia; Octodontidae. Gene Ontology annotation, biological process: cellular response to unfolded protein. Gene Ontology annotation, cellular component: protein folding chaperone complex; cytoplasm; nucleus. The record is from RefSeq and is a predicted model, not a curated record. The coding region runs from base 501 to 1091 and encodes 196 amino acids. Gene Ontology annotation, molecular function: protein homodimerization activity.